CUGCGCACACACACACAUACCUCGUGAGUACCUCCGUUUAUAUGGCACAGCACUGCAAAUACCAAGUCCCUUCGACCAUUUUAUCCCCGUCGCCUGUCUCCCGCUCUGCUGUCCCUGUCGAUGAGUGCCAGUUUUGCAUCAAAUCAUUUUCCCCCUUUGCAUCGCCGUCCGUCUGCCUUUGCAGCUCGUUUGGCUGCCUUGGGUUGGGUGGUGCAUCGUCUUGGUCUUCGGCCCCGUGGAUCGCCUCUCGGCCAUAUGCCCGUCACCCAACCCACUCAGCACCUGUGUGUAUGGGCGAUCCUAGCUAACAGCCGUUCCGCGCAACAGCUUCAUUACUCACAACAUCACUUCGCCGACACGUUAAAACCCCCCAAGUCGUGCCACUAUGCCCAAGGAAACCACCAAGCGCGGUAAGGCCGGCAAGGUCGAGAAGCGUAAGGGCAAGAAGGACCCCAACGCCCCCAAGCGUGGCCUCUCUGCCUACAUGUUCUUCGCCAAUGAGCAGCGUGAGAAUGUCCGUGACGAGAACCCAGGCAUCUCGUUCGGCCAAGUCGGCAAGAUUCUGGGUGAGCGAUGGAAGGCCCUGAACGACAAGCAACGUGCUCCCUAUGAAGCUAAGGCCGCGGCCGACAAGAAGCGGUACGAGGACGAGAAACAAGCCUACCAGGCCGAAUCCGACUAGGCCGGUGGUGAUGACGAGAGCGAGUAAGGUCGCCUCAUCUCGCUCUGUCCGCUCUCGGUGGGGUCAUGAGGUUUCACGAUGGGAUGACUUCUGCAUGGUCGUCGGCCUAAGAAUUGGAAGCCUUAGACCGUAGGUGGAUGGCACAGGUUUCCUUUCGAGUCUAAUGCGUAUGGGUUCGGUCGGUGUUGCGCAGGGAAAGGGACAUUGUGUUUCAGUUUGCUUUACAUCGUUUUCGCCGUGAUGACCGGGCAAGGGUUCCGGGGAUGGCCUUGACCUGGUGGCGUUGUCGCACUUGACUUGAGCUGCCUACGGUCAGAACGUAGUACGAAGCCAUCAAGUUGGUGCCCACCUAUUCUCGACAACGCGGUGUACAAUAUCUUCGCUCUUGCAAUUGACGAGGGUUGCUAGCACAUGUGUCUACCUGUCUACUGUUACCAUCUGGAUGACUUGCAUGCUUGCCCAUCUGUCCGCCUGCAUCUACAUGCGUACCUCAGGGGCAGGUAGAACAGCUCGACAAGCCAACCAGGCCGGCGUCAUGCCACGUGGAUGAUCCUGGUUCCCGGUUGGACCCGUCCCUCCAUUGCAUCCCAUCCUUUCCCUCCCUCCCUCCCGCCAUCCACCGCCGCGAGUCAGCCUGCGCGCG
Messenger RNA from Durotheca rogersii, 1325 nucleotides. Its product is annotated as Non-histone chromosomal protein 6. The transcript is spliced from 5 exons. Bases 386 to 682 code for a protein of 98 amino acids. The record is from RefSeq and is a predicted model, not a curated record. NCBI's taxonomy places the organism in Eukaryota, Fungi, Ascomycota, Sordariomycetes, Xylariales, Xylariaceae.